ACCCAACCGGAAAGAAAAGGAACUCAAGAUCCACGCCCUCCCCCUUCUUCUUCAACAAAGCUAGCUAUCUGCAGGAGCAAUAAAAAGAGCGCAGAACUGCAUUAAUACACAUACGUAUGGAUGUCUCAUCAGCCACGUGGUUAUCCGAACUGGAAAUGGAAGAUCCUAGCUUGUUGUACCAAUGGCAAGAGAAUAACGAUACUAAUCUCGAAGACCCACUCCAUGAUUUCAAUUUCUUCCAAUCCUUCUCCUCCGCCGAGAGCUACUCUUCCCACCCAAGCUUCAAUUUCAGCACUGCUUCAUCCAUGAAGGAAUCCUUAGUACCGCCCAGUUAUAAUAAUAUCACUCCUACUGCUACUGUAAGUGAGAGGCCAUUGAAGCAGAUUAAGACCAAUAGCUGGAACUCCUGCACCACUAAUCAACACUACGUGACCCCCAAGCCUGCCUCCUCCUCUUCUUCCCACAUUAUCUCUUUCGGGAAUUCGAAUUCGUCGCCGCCAUCAACGGCCAACUCUCACCAUCAUCAUCCCCAUCUGUUCGGAAACCCGCCGAAGGAGGAACCUGUGGUGUCUUGCCAUGGCAAUAUGACGCUUUCCUCAGCCUUGACUAAUUCCCAAACCCCAUUUGAAAACCAAGGUGAUAUUGAUCAUGCAGUACUCCCCAAAUCCGGCCGCGGCACUCUGAGAACAGGCACAGUCCGUACGCCGGUGCACGCCCAAGACCACGUAAUCGCCGAGAGAAAGCGCCGUGAAAAGCUCAGCCAGCGCUUCGUCGCUCUUUCCACCGUCGUUCCUGGCCUAAAAAAGAUGGACAAGGCUUCGGUCCUCGGAGACGCUAUUAAGUACUUGAAACAGCUUCAAGAGCGAGUAAAGACACUGGAGGAACAGACAAAGAAGAAGACGGUGGAGUCGGUGGUUUUCGUCAGGAAGUCUCAGCUGUGCGCGGCCGACGUCGAUGACAACUCUUCGUCGGACGAGAACUUCGACGGCUACUCCGUCGACCAACCGCUGCCGGAAAUCGAAGCCAAAGUGUCCGACGAGAAUGUCCUCAUCAGAAUUCACUGCGAAAAGCAGAAAGGGAUGAUAGCACACGUCCUCGCCGAAAUAGAGAAGCUUCAGCUAUCAGUCGUCAACUCCAGCGUCUUGCCAUUUGGGGAUUACGCCACGGAUAUUACUGUUAUUGCCAAGAUGGAAGAGGGAUGUUGCAUGAAGGUGAAGGAUCUAGCGAGUAAUCUGAGACUCAAAAUUCUGAAGUUCAUGCGACAUGCAUGAACCUACUUAGAGGGUCUUGAACACUAUCAAUUCGAAAAUAAAUAAAAUAAAGAUUUUCAUGUUUUCGUUUUUUCUCUUUCUCCAUGCAUUUUCUUUUUCCCCAAUUCUCGAAGAAGAAGUGGGAUGAAUUAUGAAGUAGUCAUUUUCAGACCUUUAGUCUCUGAUCAUAAGAUUAAUUUGGGGAAGAAGGUAGGAGGUCCAAAUUUGCAAGAGGGGGGUGAUUUUGUCGUUUUUUGAGGGCUGACCCGUUGACCACGUUCAGAUUUAUCCCACCUGCUGUAGAUGGAAAAAAUGAGAACCCCCUUUUAGUUUUUUUUGUGGAGGGUUUUUGAGAGGUUUGACAAAUUCAAUGAAAAAUGAGAGGAGAGCUGAGCCUCUUUCUUCCCCCCUGCCUUUGUAAUUGGUCCUUCUUGGUGUAAACUAUGUAAGAUCCAGGGGCAAAUGGGUACUCUGUUUUCUUUGUUUUCCAAAUGUAAGUUGGUUUCUGUUUUUAUUUUUCUUGUUUUUGUUUUUGGGUCUUCGAGAAAUCAUUUCUGGGGCCUUUGUGUAAUAUCUAUGACCAGUAUUUUCCAUGUGUCAAUAAAUUAACAUGAUGAAAUUGAUAAUUUUGUUUUGUUUAA
Molecule: messenger RNA, 1891 nt
Organism: Malania oleifera
Lineage: Eukaryota; Viridiplantae; Streptophyta; Magnoliopsida; Santalales; Ximeniaceae
Product: transcription factor bHLH18-like
Exons: 5
Coding region: 117-1271 (384 amino acids)
Molecular function (GO): protein dimerization activity
Source: RefSeq, a predicted model, not a curated record